This is a messenger RNA of Phialemonium atrogriseum, 2537 nucleotides long. Its product is annotated as peptidase family M1-domain-containing protein. The transcript has 4 exons. The coding region runs from base 158 to 2131 and encodes 657 amino acids. Gene Ontology annotation, cellular component: cytosol. Gene Ontology annotation, molecular function: epoxide hydrolase activity; zinc ion binding; aminopeptidase activity. NCBI's taxonomy places the organism in Eukaryota, Fungi, Ascomycota, Sordariomycetes, Cephalothecales, Cephalothecaceae. The record is from RefSeq and is a predicted model, not a curated record. Gene Ontology annotation, biological process: proteolysis.
AGAACUUCCCUUUUGGGAUGCUCCAACGUCGACAGCUCGCAGCCUAUCAAAUGAAGGUAUUCGUGAACUUAAGACGAAGAGGGAAGGCAGCAAACUUGUGAAAUUUCAGACAACUAGGUCAUUUUGAAAGCCCCCAAGCUCGUGAACCCGUUUUUCUAUGCGGGGUUUUCUGUCCUUCAGUCGGCUCAGGCUCGUCAAACAAGCAUCAUCAUCACCAGGUCUCUUCAGCUCCUCAGUCCGGCGAUUCAGCAUCACAGCCGUCGCCAUGGCCGGGAUUCGCGAUCCAAGCACCCUCUCCAACUAUGACGCCUGGCGCACCCGGCACACCACGGCCAACCUGACCAUCGACUUCGCGGACAAGUGUCUGCGGGGCUCCGUCAUCCUCGAGCUCGUCUCGCAGACCGACGGCGCCAGCAAGGAGAUCGUCCUCGACUCCAGCCAUGUGGCGGUGUCGUCUGUCAAGCUGGACGCCAGCCCAUCGACGCGGUGGGAGGUGAGGCCGCGGGUGGGGCCCGGCGGGUCUCCGCUGCACGUCGAGGUGCCCGGCGGCGCGGCCCGCGGCGAGACGGUCCGGCUGGAGAUUGAGCUGGCCACCACGGCCGAGUGCACCGCCCUCCAGUGGCUGACGCCAGCGCAGACCGGCAACAAGAAGGCCCCCUUCAUGUUCAGCCAGGCCCAGGCCAUCCACGCCCGCAGCCUGUUUCCCUGCCAGGACACCCCGGACGUGAAGAGCACGUACGACUUCAACAUCACCAGCCCCUACGUGGUCGUGGCGAGCGGCCUGCCCGUUCCCGCGUCCGAGGCUGGCAGCGCCGAGGCCGAGACCGGGCCGGCCGGGAAGGUGUACCGGUUCCGGCAGGGGGUGCCGAUCCCGUCGUACCUGUUCGCCUUGGCGUCGGGAGACAUGGUCACGGCGCCGAUCGGGCGGCGGUCGGUUGUGGCUACGGGGCCGAACGAGCUGGAGGCGUCACAGUGGGAGCUGCAGGAGAGCAUGGACAAGUUCAUGGACGCGGCGGAGAAGAUCGUCUUUCCCUACCAGUGGGGCGAGUACAACGUCUUGGUCUUGCCGCCGAGCUUCCCCUAUGGAGGCAUGGAGAACCCGAUCUUCACUUUUGCGACGCCGACGAUCAUCAGUGGCGAUCGCCAAAACGUGGAUGUUAUUGCACACGAGCUGAGCCAUAGCUGGAGCGGGAACCUGGUUACCAGCUGUAGCUGGGAGCAUUACUGGCUAAACGAAGGCUGGACCAUGUAUCUCGAGAGACGGAUCAUCGCAGCUGUCUAUGGUUCCAACGCCCAUUUUGACUUUUCUGCCAUCAUGGGGUGGAAACACCUUGAGGAGGCAAUCGAGGAAUUUGGCAAGGACCAUGAGUUCACCAAGCUGUGCAUCAGCCACAAAGGCAUCGACCCAGAUGAUGCGUUUAGUACCGUUCCCUAUGAGAAGGGCUUCCACUUCGUCUACUAUCUCGACCGUCUGGUUGGGCGGGAGAACUUUGACAAGUUCAUUCCGUAUUACUUCAGAAAGUGGGAAAACAAGUCCCUCGACUCGUACGAGUUCAAGGAUACAUUCCUAGAGUUCUUCAACGGCCCUGAAUAUGCCAGCCUGAAGGACAAGAUCGCAUCCAUCGACUGGGAAGGCCGGUUCUACAGCACCGGGCUCCCGCCGAAGCCGGAAUUCGACACGUCCCUCGCCGACGUCUGCUACGAACUAGCGGAGAAGUGGAAGUCCAUAGGCUUCUCGCCCAGCCCGGCAGACGUCAAGGCUUGGACCGGCAACCAGAAGCUCGUCUUCCUGAACGCCGUCCAGUCCUUCAAGGAGCCCCUUACAGUGACGCAAUCAGCGGCCCUCGGCGAGGCAUACGGCCUCCUCGACUCCAAGAACGUGGAGCUGAAGACGGCGUACUACCAGAUAGCCCUGCGGGCCGAGCACAAGGCCACCUACCCCGGCGUCGCCGACCUGCUCGGCCAGGUUGGCAGGAUGAAGUUCGUCCGGCCCCUGUUCAGGAGCCUGAACAAGGCCGACCGCUCCCUAGCUCUGCAGACGUUUGAGAAGAACCGCGAUUUCUAUCACCCCAUCUGCCGCCAGAUGUUGGAGAAGGACCUCGGGCUGUCGGAGGCCAAGGUCGCCGCCUAGGUGUCUUGUCCGGGUUUGGAUGCGUGGAGGCUCCCAGCCCAUCUGCCUGUAACUAUAAUGAAUAUGUGAGGGCGGAGUGACAUGGCGAAAGGAUACAGGGGUGUGUAAUGCUAAGGCUGAAGGCUUUCUCCUACGUCCAUAUUGUGGUGAAGGCAUUGUGUACUUGGUCUCAUAACAAAAUGCAUUGGUCAUCGUCAAAACAAAGGGGUGCUCACCUGAGAUAAUAUCACAGGGAGGAGUUGGGGCUCGAUAUGCUCCCCGUCACUUGCGCCAGGACAGGGUAGAUAAAUAUUUUUAAGUGACAUGUUACAAUAACAACAGACGGUGUGGCGAUUGAGCGCGAUUCCGUACGACCUACCCUCUGGCAAUCAACGCUGGCUCAGAUUGACAACCAGUUUCUAAGAAG